AAGCUUGUUGCCUAAAUGGAUGAGUCUGUUUCAAGGUCACACUUUUUUGAGGGGUAUAAAUCUGAUCGCGUAGUUGCGUUUAUAGGAAAAGCCGCCACGGAGAUAGGCUACGACUUCAAAAUGCUGAGUUCUUCCUUCAUUUGAUUAGAAGAUAAGAGUUUGUCUCAACCAACCCUAAAAUACAGCUGCUAUGGACUAUCCCAGUGAGGAAGAAGAAUAUGAAGAUGCCAGUGAACACCUUGAAGACGAACAACAAACCCUUUCUUCAGAAGAAACUUCUAGUGUGUCAUUUCGAAAGGAUGAAGUUACCAAGUUACAAGAUGUACCAGAACCAGGGGAAAUUUUUGUGCAGUAUAUUGGAACAAGUUCUGUUACACUUGCUUGGGAUUGCCCAGAAAACAUAUCAACAUUUGAGUUGACUUACUCCUGCCUCACAACUACAAAGACAUCUACUAUCUCAAAUGUCAAAGCCAUAGAGAUUGAAGGCUUAUGUCCAGGAACUGAGUACACUUUCAGCCUUGUUUCAAUAACUGAAAAUGGAGAUCGAAGUGUGGGAGUUGAAGUGACUACAUGCACCAAGCCAGUCCCACCUUCAGACUUCAAAGCUGAGAGUGUGGAUACCACAUCAGUUACUCUAAUUUGGGAUGCAUUUAACUGUAUAGACAAGAAGUUCCAUGUAGUCUGCUGCCAGAAUGGAAAAAACAUUCAGGAAAAGAUGACAGAAUCAGACACCGUGGUUUUCAGUGGUCUACGUCCUGGGAAUAAGUACUCUUUUCACAACACAACAGUGCUUCCAAAUGUCAGAAGUAAAGAAGCAGUGACAUUUGCUCAAACCAAAACAAACAUUCAAAGUCUCUUGGAAGAUUUAAGGUUGGAGCAAUACUAUCCAAACAAACUUUCACUCAGUGCUGUGCUACAGAUUGACAAGAGGGCAGUGACAGAUGAGUCAGUCCAAUCAUUGUCAUCUUUACCAUGGCUGUUCCUGAAGAAACUGAUGAUGGUGAAUGUGACUGCAAGAAGUGUCAAAUGUUCUCUUUUGUCAUCUGAUGAGACUGAAGAUUUGUCAAGCUUAGAGAUUUACAAUGAUCCAAUGGAUUUUCUUAGUGAUCAGAACAAGAGUGUAAACCCUUUAGACAUAGUGACUGCACUCUUUCUUUGUUCAGAUGGUUUCCUACAGCAGGAAAUGGUCUCAAAAAUGUCAAUGUGUCAGUUCUCUGUACCUUUGCUUCUUCCUAACUGUAACACUCAACAGUGCACGUUCAUGCUUUGGGCAAUGAGAGAUAUUGUGAAGAAAUAUAGACCACACUCCUUGUCAGAUCAAAGAGGCUUUGUUGAAGACAGAAUUGUUUACUCUCAGCUCCCCCUAGUGUCUUUUGUCAGACUUGGUGAAUGCAGCAUUUCUAAAUCUCAGAUCUUGAACAAAUUGCUCAGCAACCCACAACAGUAUCAUGAUACAUUUGUGCAUCAUGACAUGGAUUGUGGAGACAUCCCAAGAAGAAUAUCAAGUGGCUUGGUGGAGAUGAGUUGGUAUCUGCCAUGUGGAAACAAAAACAUUGAUAUCUUUCCUGAACCUGUGGCCGUUGCAAACUUGAGAGGUGACAUCAGCACCUUUGAAACACAGUAUUCUUUACUUUGUCAGAUCUCCACUGCAGUUUUUGUGUUCUUUGACAAUUUGGACACAAACUACAGGUUGCUUACCAAUCAACAUGCUAAGGCACAAUUGUUUUUAGUGGGAAAUGUACAUGGGAAUGCCUUCAAUUUGGAGCAGCUAAAACAAACAGCCACCGAAAUGAGUUUAAAAAAAAGCAAUAUAAUUCUGAAGACCAAGCAAAAUGAUGUGAAUUUUGUCAAAAAUCUGCAUUCUACAAUAAACUACAUUAUUAGUAGUCUCCCAAACGGAGUAUGUUUGGAAGAAAUGGAGACUAUAGCACAUGAACUUGGGAUUCUGGCUGAUGAAGAUGGUAAAGAAUGUCAGAAGGCCAAAAAAAAUGCAGAUGCCAUUACAAAACAUAUACAGGACACACUGCAGUUCAAACAGGAUCAGCUUCCCCUACAGGGUAAAAUCUGGAAAGAUUUGGCAAAAUUGGAAAAAGAGGAAUGCAGACUCCGGAAAGCUGGCGAUCAAAACAUUGAGAGAUACAAGAGUGAUCUCCAGAUUAAAAAGACUGAACUUAGGAAACAACAGAGUAAAUAUGAUAUCUCAGGAGCAAUGAGUUGCUUUGUUAGUGCACUAACUAGCUCGAGCCAGGAGAGGUCCUACUUCCUGAAGUGGAUGCGGAUGAACCUUGACAAUCUCUCUCGGAAAAGUCUCUCUUGCCUUCAAGAACAGUACAAAGAAAAGUGUCAGCAAUAUUCAGAAAACAAAGAGGAAAUUGCAAAGCUUGACCAACAGAUCUCUAACAGUUCCUUAGGAACAGAGCACUUCUUGCGUGAAAUGGGUCAGCUAUAUGAAGCCGCGGUGUCUCUUCCAGAAAACUUAGAAUCACGUAAACAAAUGCUUCACUUACCUAGGCUAUGUGCUGAGCUGAUGUUGGAUGGCUUCCCUCUGGAACUUGUUGAUGGAGAUGCAUCAAAUAUUCCUCUCAGAUGGGUCAGUGAUGUGCUUCUGCAUUUAAACUCUUUGGUGCAGCCCAAUAAUAAAAUCAUGGUGAUCACAGUUUUAGGAGUCCAGAGCACAGGAAAGUCCACCUUGCUGAACACCAUGUUUGGAGUUCAGUUUGCAGUCAGCAGUGGGAGAUGCACCAGAGGAGCUUUCAUGCAGCUGAUCAGAGUCACAGAGGACAUCAGAGAAGAACUUGGCUGUGAUUAUUUAGUGAUUAUUGAUACCGAAGGCCUGAAAUCCCCAGAGCUGGCAAAACUAGAUGAUAGCCAUGAACACGACAAUGAAUUAGCUACACUUGUGGUUGGAUUGAGUGAUAUUACAAUUAUCAAUAUCGCAAUGGAGAACUCCACAGAGAUGAAGGAUAUUCUGCAGAUUGUGGUCCAUGCAUUCCUCAGAAUGAAGGAAAUAGGCAAAAAACCCAAGUGUCAGUUUGUCCACCAAAAUGUAGCUGAUGUAUCAGCACAUGACAAGAACAUGAGAGAUCGGAAGCUUCUGCUGGAGCAGCUGAAUGAGAUGACAGAGGCAGCAGCUAAAAUGGAGAACAAGGAGGAGUAUAAAAGCUUUACCGAUGUGAUGGAGUAUGAUCCAGAGACCUGCAAUUGGUACAUCCCUGGACUCUGGCAUGGAAAUCCUCCAAUGGCACCAGUGAACGCUGGCUACUCUGAGUCUGUUUAUGACCUUAAAAAGAAAAUUACUUCCAUAAUUGCAAAAUGCAAACACAAAAGAUCUGGAAACAACAUAACAGAAUUUUUGGAAUGGACAAAAAGCUUGUGGAAUGCAGUAAAAUAUGAAAAUUUCAUAUUUAGCUUCAGGAAUAGCUUGGUGGCUGAUGCAUACAUGAGACUGUGCACAGAGUUUCAUAAAUGGGAAUGGUCUUUCAAGAAACAUAUGCACACUUGGUUAAUAGAAGCUGAAACCAGAGUGUCAAAUUUUGAGAUAAUGAAACUGAAAUCAGACAAGUACGACUUGCAAGAUCUUUUAUGCAAACUGAAACAAGAAGCUGCCACAAAGCUUGACACCUUGGAAAAGACCACUAUGGAAAACCUGUCCAAAUACUUUGAACAAACAGAGGGUCAUAUCUAUCUUGUGGAAAAAUACAAAGAAGAUUUUGUGAGUAGUGUAAAAUCUCUCAGGAGGGAAACCGAAAGCUCUCUGCUGACACAGCUUGAGGCAACAGUGGAUAUCAGGAGAGGAAUGAAUAAUCUGGACAACAUCAAGAAAACAUUCACUGAUACAAUGGAGAAAAAAGUGUUGAGUCUACUGGAGGAGUUGCAGAGAAACAGCAGCUCAAAAAGUGAUGCACACAAGACUGACGAGGAGCUUGACAGAUUUUUUGAAACAAUAUGGGAAGAAACUGUCAAGGAGCUGUCAUUUAGUGGCUUGAAGAAGGCAAACAUAUUUGAUUGUGUUUUCAAGCAACUUCGGGAGAACAUGAAACAGAAAGGAAGUUCUGUUGCAGUAGAAUUAAAUCGAGUGAAUCUAAAGGAUUGUGGCACAGGGGCCUUUAAAAUCACCAAAGAAUUCUUUCUCAAAAGAUUGUGGAAAUGUUUAACUAAUGAUAAUUCUACUUUGAACUUACAGGAAUUGGCAGAUAAUGUAAUUCAGGCAUGCUCUCAGUUUGUCCUGGAAAAGACCGAGACCCGAUCAGAUUACCACAACAACUACAUUCAAGAGAUCCUGAACAUAAUUGAUGAAAGAUUUGCUUCUAAUAAGAAAAUGGGAUUUUCAGAAGAAUUUGAACUAUCCCUCAAAUUGUACAUUUGUGGCUUCUCUGCACGAAAAUUUCAAAACAUGCAUGAUGGUUACAUUAUGGAGAAUGACCCACGUAGAUGCCUUGAUCAGUUUAAAGACAAAUAUCGUAAUGAUUUCAAAGAUCUGUUCCACGAUCGUGAUCAGUGUCAGAGAAAGGCAGAAGAAUUCACCAAUCUGUGCUUGAUUCCUGCAGUUGAGACAUUCAUCUACAGCUCAUUGGGUCCAGACAUUGUUGACAAAAUGCUUCAGGGUAAAAAUGCAUUUCAAUUCAGCACCCGCGCAUUUUUCCAGUACUCACUCUUAAAGCAGCUUGUCAAUGAAGAUAAUUUUAAGCAGUAUGUGAAAUAUAUUUGCUCCUAUGAGCAUUUUGUUAAGGGCUGGAUAUUAGAUCAAAUCACUGAACAGUUUUCAAAUGGACAUGAAGUGUCUGAGUUGGAGGAACGUCAUCUCAGAGGAAUCACCAAUGAGAUACUGGAAGCCAUCAAAAUGGCACAGAAUGAAACAAAUGAAGAUGGAAUAAAAGGAUUCAUCCAUUGCAUUUGUAGGAAGCUUGGACAAAAACUAAGAAUUCCCAAGGAUGCACUUGAAACAGUGAUUGUUCUAAACAAUGCAUCUCAAGAGCCAUUUGCUUGCUGGCUAACUCGAUCUGUAGAGGAAAUGGAACAGAUGCUGAAGGAAAAAUUCAAGAAAGGCAACUUACAGAGCAAAUUGUGCAAACUCAAAAUAAAACCCCAGGAUGAGCUCUUCAAGCGAGUGUUUGGAUGUGGGAAACAGUGUCCAUUCUGCAAAGCUCCAUGUGAGGCUGGUGGAGAGGCCCACACAGAUCACUGUGCUUCAGUACACAGACCUCAGGGACUUGGUCAUUACAGAAAUGAAGGCACUAAAAAAUUAGUGACUAAUAUCUGCUCUACAGAUGUCCACAGUGAAGUAAAGUUUAAGUGUGCUGAGACUGAUUUUGAAUACCAUCCUUACAAAAGAUACAGAGAAAUCUUUCCUGACUGGCACAUCCCUGCUGAUGCUAGCAUACAGGCCUCAGACUACUGGAAAUAUGUGAUGGUUCGGUUUGCAACACAGUUUGCCAAAGAAUACAAUGCAUAUCCUGCUGAUAUACCCAUCACUUGGAAAUUAAUCACAAAGCAGCAAGCAGAGAACAGUCUCAAAGAGUCUUUCAGCAUCAAGUAAACCAUCAUGUUUUCUCUCAAAAGUAGAUUUUAAUCUUGUGAUGUGACAGCACUCCCUCCUUUCAGCCUACAAAAAUGAAACAAAAUGCUCUACAAAAUGUAGGCCACCAGUAACAUGGUCAUCAGAACAAAUAUUAACAAUGUUUAUAACCUUUCCUCGUAAUAUGAAAAUGUUAUUGUUGCUUGCAAAUGGCUUCAGCUAGUUACCAACAAUACUUGUGCCUAUACCGAAGUUAAAAAUAAUCAUGCAAAAGUAAAAAGUAAAUGAAUCAAGUGAAUGGCAUGUUUCAAGUGUUCAAAUUUGUAAAAAAUUGCUGUAAAUUUAUGGCCAAUUCCUACAGCAAUCUACUGUGAUUCUUAAAUACAGUAGUUUGCUGUUAAAAAUGUUGCAUUCUGGGAGAUGAAGAGCAGGCUCACUGUGAAGUGACUAGUUUUACGGUAAAUAGCUGUUCUGUGCAAGGCAUUAAGGGAAAAUGAACAUUUAAAAUCAUGAUAUCAACUUGGUGAAAGCUAUAGUGACAUUUUGAAAUGUAUAUUUUAACCCCCCCCCCCCCCCCCCCAUGAAAAUGUUUGUUUGUGGCACAUGGUUAGUGUUCAUGAUGUUUCUGACCAACACCUCUGUUCUUUAUCAUCUCACAUCAGCCGACAUUUGUCUGUCUAAUGAGAAGUCAAAUAAAAUAAAAAAAAUCAACCUUAGAAGCAAUGUACAUAUCAAAUGUACAAUUUUGCCAGGAUUAUUUUUUAUGAAAGAAAAAAAAAAACAACAACAACAAUCUGUACACAUAAAAUAACAGUAUAGCACUGCACUGUGGGUUAUAAUGGUGAAAUACCCACAAGUCGUUGCGCUUGAAUAAGUAUGUGUGCUUUGGCAAAUGCAUUGGAGCUACAAAAAUUGUAAAAAAAAAUAAAAUAAAAAAAAAACGUACCAAAUUAUUUAUUCAGACUUAGUAGAAAUCUUAGUUUAAUUAGUGUUGUUGUUUUGUUAUCAAUAGUUGUUUGAUUGAAGUCACCAUUAUGGUGAUUAGUGAUCUCUUGAGCUGGCACCUUGGACCUAUUUUAUUAUUAUAUUAUGUUCUUCCAGACAGUCAAUUUACAUUUAAGUAAAAGACAAGUUGAUGCACUGUGCUACUUGGAAAACUAAAUCUAAGGUCAGCUUGAAUAUCUGAUCCUACCUUGCAAAUGGCACUAUAUGUGGCAAUAGUGAUGCAUUACACAUAAAAAAAAUAAAGGAAAAACAAUAAAGGAUAUUUCAGCAAAAUUAUAUCUGCGAAUUGAGUGUUUGAUGAACUUACAGCAGAACCCAUGUUUGAUGAAGUUACAGCAUAACUCGAGCUGUUUUCAAGACACACAUAUAUCAACUCUCGGCAUACAAAAUGCAGCAGUGGUGACAAUUAACAAACAUACUUUUAUGUAAAAAAGUAAGAGCUGAACAUUAAAAUCCAAGUAACUUAGACUACAACAAAAACAAUGUUAAAAUAAACCAGUAAAUAGUAAAAAAUCGAAGUAAUUUCUUCAUGCCGCAGUGCAUGCGGGGAACAUAACAGUUAAUUUCAACAACAGUAGAUAGUAUGUAAUUUGACAGCUAUAUGCUGCUAAAUUACAGUUGUAUACUGUAGCUGUAAAAACAGUAUCUAGCUUUUAAUUUCAGCAACAGCAAGACACCGUUAAUUUUACAGUAACAUGCUGGCAAUCCUGCUGCCAGUUCUUUACUGUUUUUUGACGGGCAAAUCUUUAAGAGUGUACCAUGGGGAAUGUCUCAUAUGUUAGUACAAGUGGUUAAUGGAAUUUCAUUUAAAUUUUUGUUGUUUGUUGUUUGAUAGAUAUAACUCUCAUACAGUGUAUGUUUUGUGGUAAUAGAUAAUGUACAACUUAUAUUCUAACUUUUUAUUCUCAUCUACAUUUUAUUUUUUAUUUCUUUAUAAUAAGAUGCUACGUAUACAGUAUACAGUGGGUUAUACAGUACUGUAUUAUUACCUCAAUACUUCUGUGUUUCUUAGCAGCAGAAACCAUGAAUAACAAUUUGUAUGUUCGUAGAUGAAAUACACAGGUCUUGAUUUUGAUGUAUUGUCAUUUUGACAGCUUAUUGUUAUCAAGAUAGUAAUCCAUCUGAAUGGGUCUAAUAUAAAAUAGUUUUUUCUUUAUUAGUGUUAUGUCUGUUUUAUCCAGCUGGAUCUAAUGUUAUUGUCUCGUUAAGACAAAUCACUUGUGUUGUAGUAUUCCUCACAUAUAAGUCUAUUUGGAAUAAAGUGCUUGCUGAAUGAAUUAAAGUAAAUAAAACUGUAUGUUUUAUCACAUCUAAUACAUAUGUAAAUUGAGUUUGGUGUUUGUGUAUAAAUGUAUUUUUUAUUAUUCCAAGUAAUAAACUCUCUUCUCUCUCA
Molecule: messenger RNA, 7913 nt
Organism: Myxocyprinus asiaticus (Chinese sucker)
Lineage: Eukaryota; Metazoa; Chordata; Actinopteri; Cypriniformes; Catostomidae
Product: interferon-induced very large GTPase 1
Exons: 6
Coding region: 191-5536 (1781 amino acids)
Molecular function (GO): protein binding; GTP binding
Source: RefSeq, a predicted model, not a curated record